Durio zibethinus is the source of this 634-nucleotide messenger RNA. Its product is annotated as NADH dehydrogenase [ubiquinone] iron-sulfur protein 4, mitochondrial-like. NCBI's taxonomy places the organism in Eukaryota, Viridiplantae, Streptophyta, Magnoliopsida, Malvales, Malvaceae. The record is from RefSeq and is a predicted model, not a curated record. Gene Ontology annotation, biological process: electron transport chain.
UUCUAAAAGAAAUUUCCAAAGCUGAAAAACGAGGAGGUUAUUUUCAUUUUCAGGAGCAGAGAAAAAAAGAUUACUCAAAAAAACGGCAGAGAUUCUGAGGAGGACAAUGGCCGCCGCGAAAUCACUGCAAAAGAUGACGAUCCAAGCUCGAGUGGUUCGAACCGCGCUGGGCUCUCUCUCAAGAAGCUUCUCUUCAGAUGCAUUGAUGGAGGUCAAGCCAGGCGAGGUCGGCGCUGUUUCUGGAAUCCCUGAAGAACAUCUUCGUAGGAGGGUUGUAAUAUACUCGCCCGCAAGAACUGCAACUCAACAAGGAUCUGGGAAGGUUGGAAAGUGGAAGAUCAAUUUUAUGUCAACACAAAAGUGGGAGAACCCAUUGAUGGGUUGGACAUCCACAGGGGACCCUUAUGCUAAUGUUGGUGAUUCCGCACUCAGUUUUGAUAGUGAAGAAGCUGCUAAGUCUUUUGCUGAGAAACAUGGAUGGGAAUGUGUGGUUAAAAAGCACCAGACACCAGUGCUUAAGGCCAAGUCAUAUGCAGACAACUUCAAGUGGAAGGGACCUGCCAUAUCCAAAGACUGAUUCUAUAAUCUUGCAGAUCCUUUUGCUUUUUUUCUACCAUAAUUCAAGUGGCACAAC